AUUACAAUUCUCUGCCUUGAACUCGAGCCGAGGUGCACAAGCUAGAUGGCAGGAAUAGUGGUUCCACGUUACGCUGUGCUUGUGUCACCGUAACACAUCAUCCACUUGCACGGAGCCGACGUUUCCUCGAUGUCAAUCACUCACCCGAAUAGCAACAUUUAUGGAUACUAACUUUUUCCGCAGGGACCUGGAAACCGGAAGAGUUGCGCCACAUCGGCGAAGUCUUCACAUGAGUGAGCGGCGCACAGCGCGGAUAAAAUGCAACGUAUACGGCCGACUGAUCGAUUCAUACGCAUAAAAAACUGGAAGGGUGGCACACUUCUCUUGUACAUGUUUGAUCCUUUAAUCGCAAAAAUAAUAGACUGGUUGGGUUUGGUAGGCCGGACUGGCAUGGGAAUCGGCUUCUGUUUUGGCGAAGGGAAAGAGCAUGGCCUACGCCUAACUCACCAAGUCUACGGCAUAGACCUCGGCCAUCACUUCUCUCCGCGAAACCCUGUUAAUUCUUUACCUAUGGUCCAUCAUGUGGAAUUCGGCCCAAACACACACACACACACACAAAAGCAGGAAUGGAUAUUGGCGUUACCCAACAUGCCCUCUCUUCAACUUCAAGCGCUGAAGUUUAGAAGGGAUUCUCUUUGGCGGCUGCUCGUCGGAUGGUUUGGAUCUUCAACUUUUAUACUAGACGGUUCGUAUGUACGACCAUAGGCUUGGCAGGAAUAGCAAACAAGCGCAAGUGGGGUAUCACACGACUUUGGUGACUUUCAGAGGCUUGUUUGUUUGUGUUUGGAGUUAUGGAUGGGAGCGUGGAGUUUGGUGCUUGGGACUUCGUACU
Molecule: messenger RNA, 832 nt
Organism: Lindgomyces ingoldianus
Lineage: Eukaryota; Fungi; Ascomycota; Dothideomycetes; Pleosporales; Lindgomycetaceae
Exons: 1
Coding region: 259-705 (148 amino acids)
Source: RefSeq, a predicted model, not a curated record